GGGACCCAUAGAGCCCCAUAGGGACCCCCACGAUGCCGGUGAAGUUGGACUUCGAGGAGUGUCUGCAGGACUCGCCCUGGUUCAGGGCUGCAGUGGAAGAGGCCGAGGCUGAGGUGGCCGAACUGGAGGCACAGCUGGAGAAGCUCCUCAGCCUCACUGCGGCUGCGCUGGACGCCGGGCGCCACCUGGUGGGGGCUGGGCGAGCCCUGGCCUCGGCCCUGCGGGACCUGGCGGGGGGAGGGGAGCCCCCGUUAAGGGGGGCGCUGGAGACACUGAGCGAGUCCCUGGAGCUGAUGGUGGAGAGCCAGGAGGAGCUCCAAGCCAGCACCGAGGCCGCCCUGCACCGACACAUCCAGGCCCUGCUCAAGGACAGUGGGCGUGGCCUGCGCUCCGCGGGCCGUGAUUGGUUGCGCGCGGCCGAGGCCCUGCAGGUGGCGCUGCAGCGUCACGUGGAGGUCCCGCGCAGGCGCACGCUGGAGGCGCGCGAGGCCGAGGCCGCGCUGGGCGGGGCCCGCGGCACUGCGCGUGCGCGGGGGCUGGACUACGUACUGCAGAUCAAUGUGAUCCAAGAGAGGAAGAAGACGGAGAUGCUCCAGUUUGUCCUGGCCCUAUUGGAGGCCCAGGCCACCUUCUUCAGCCAAGGCCACCAUAGGGCCACCAGCACCCAGCAGUACCGGGGGGAGCUGGGGGUGCAGCUGGACCGGAUGGUGCUGGAGGGGGCUCGGAAGCAGCGGGACAUGGAGCAGAGGCAUGCGGGGCUCAGGCAGCAGGACCUAUCGCAGGAGGUUGUGGGCGGGGCCUCGGGGGAGGCGGCCCCCGGAGCCCCCCCCAUGCAGGGAUACCUGUACAAGAGAGCCAGCAAUGCCUUCCGCACGUGGAGCCGGCGCUGGUUCAGCAUUGAGAACAACCAAUUGGUUUACAUCAAGAGGGCCAGGGACCCCCCCACAGUGCUCAUGGAGGACCUGAGGCUCUGCACCGUCAAAUCCUGCCCGGAGCUGGAGCGACGCUUCUGCUUUGGGGUGCUGAGCCCUGGCAGGUGCUGUGUGCUCCAGGCCGUGUCCGCAGUGCAGCAGCGCCGCUGGAUGGGGGCUCUGCAGAGCAGCAUCACCAGUGCCUUCAGUGGGGGGGGGGCACUGAGAGAGCCUGGACGGCCCCCCCAGGACCCGGAUGCGCUUCCAGGACCCCAUGAGGAUCCAUCCGGACACUGGGUGCUGGACACGGUGCUGAGGGUCCCAGGGAACGGGACCUGCUGUGAGUGUCGGGAACCGGGACCAGCUUGGGCCAGUGUCAACCUGGGAAUCACCCUCUGCAUCCAGUGCUCCGGGAUACACAGGAGCCUUGGGGUUCACUUCUCCAAGGUGCGCUCCCUGACACUGGACUCAUGGGAGCCUGAACUGGUGAAGGUCAUGUGUGAGCUGGGGAACAGCGCCUUGAACCGCAUCUAUGAGGCUCGAGUGGAGGAGAUGGGGGUCAAGAGACCCCCCCCCGGCUGCUCCCGGGCCCAGCGGGAGGAUUGGAUCCGUGCCAAGUACGUGCACAAGCAGUUCCUGCCGCGGCCGCUGGGGGCGCCGCUGAGGCCCCGCCCCCCGCGCGCAGGCCCCGCCCCCGCCCCCCCGGAAGCGGAGCCCCCCCCCCCCAGCCUGCACCCAGGGGCCCUCCUGUAUUGGGGUGCCCGGCGCAGGCGCCUGCUCACAAUGGCUGAGGCCCUGGCCCAUGGGGCAGAUCCUGGCUGGGCCAAUGGGGCUGAGGGCAACAGCACCCCCCUACUGCAGGCGGUGAUGGCGAAUUCCCUGUUGGCCUCCGAGUUCCUGCUGCAGAAUGGGGCCAGUGUGAACCAAAGUGAUGGGGACGGGAGGGGACCCCUGCACCAUGCGACCCUACUGGGGCACACGGGCCUGGCCUGCCUCUUCCUGAAGCGUGGGGCUGACAUCAAUGCUGUGGAUGCAGAGGGCAAGGACCCGCUCAGCAUCGCCAUUGACUUGGCCAACGCCGACAUCGUCACCUUGCUGCGGUUGGCCAAGAUGAAGGAGAUGGACACGGGGCAGGGGCAAACUGACGCCACCUUCCUCGAUGUCUUCCGGGACAUUUCCCUUAUGGCCUCGGACCACCCAGAGAAGCUCACCCGGCCCCAUAGCAAGAGCAGCACCCUCUAAGCCCCGCCCCCUAUGGGACCAAGCCCCGCCCCCU
Molecule: messenger RNA, 2187 nt
Organism: Melopsittacus undulatus (budgerigar)
Lineage: Eukaryota; Metazoa; Chordata; Aves; Psittaciformes; Psittaculidae
Gene: ACAP1
Product: ArfGAP with coiled-coil, ankyrin repeat and PH domains 1
Exons: 22
Coding region: 33-2153 (706 amino acids)
Cellular component (GO): cytoplasm
Molecular function (GO): GTPase activator activity; protein binding
Source: RefSeq, a predicted model, not a curated record